CUCGCAGGCCCGCGCCGCAGCCACCGCCACCGCCGCCGGCGCCACCGCCGCCAUGGCGGAAGUCCACAGACGUCAGCAUGCUCCGGUUAAAGGAGAAGCCCCCGCGAAAUCCUCCACACACAGAGAUGAGGAGGAGCUGGGGAUGGCGCCGGCCGAAACGCUAACGGUGUUCCUGAAGCUGCUGGCCGCCGGUUUCUACGGCGUGAGCUCCUUCCUCAUCGUGGUGGUCAACAAGAGCGUGCUCACCAACUACAGAUUUCCAUCUUCGCUAUGUGUUGGACUUGGCCAGAUGGUGGCCACGGUAGCGGUUCUCUGGGUGGGAAAGACACUCAGAGUAGUCAAGUUUCCUGACUUCGACAGAAACGUACCUCGAAAGACGUUUCCACUACCUCUACUAUAUUUUGGGAACCAAAUCACGGGACUGUUCAGCACAAAGAAACUGAACCUGCCCAUGUUUACAGUUCUGAGAAGGUUCUCCAUUCUGUUUACAAUGUUUGCUGAAGGCGCUCUACUCAAGAAGACUUUUUCCUGGGGUAUUAAGAUGACUGUAUUUGCAAUGAUCAUUGGAGCCUUCGUAGCUGCCAGCUCUGACUUGGCCUUUGAUCUGGAAGGAUAUGUUUUUAUUUUGAUCAAUGAUGUCCUGACAGCAGCAAAUGGUGCAUACGUGAAGCAGAAGUUAGACUCAAAAGAGCUGGGAAAGUAUGGUCUGCUCUAUUACAAUGCACUGUUCAUGAUUCUGCCCACCCUGGCCAUUGCGUAUUUCACAGGAGAUGCACAAAAGGCAAUGGAGUUUGAGGGCUGGGCCGACACCCUGUUCCUGCUGCAGUUCACCCUCUCCUGUGUGAUGGGGUUCAUCUUGAUGUAUGCUACAGUACUCUGUACUCAGUAUAACUCUGCUCUUACCACAACGAUAGUUGGAUGCAUUAAGAAUAUAUUAAUAACUUAUAUUGGAAUGGUCUUUGGUGGAGAUUAUAUUUUCACAUGGACAAAUUUUAUCGGCCUAAAUAUCAGUAUUGCUGGAAGCCUGGUGUACUCUUACAUCACUUUCACCGAAGAGCAGCUGAGCAAGCAGUCAGAGGCCAAUAACAAGUUGGACACGAAGGGGAAAGGAGCAGUGUGACCUCCGCAGACCAGAAGACGCUGAGGCCUCCUGGUUGCAGGGAACCAGUAUUCCUUUGCAAUUAUACAACCCUGGGAUUGACUGCUGCCUUUGAAAAUUUAUUGACUGUAUGUUAACUAUGUUUGAAUUAAUUUAUAUCAGACUGGAAAAUGUACUGGGUGGAUAUUAAUUUAUUUUUUUCCUCUGACAGUGAAACAUCAGUGUUUUGAAAUCCUUUGCUCUAUAGCUUUCU
This is a messenger RNA of Mus pahari (shrew mouse), 1352 nucleotides long. It is a transcript of the gene Slc35d1, whose product is annotated as solute carrier family 35 member D1. Bases 53 to 1120 code for a protein of 355 amino acids. NCBI's taxonomy places the organism in Eukaryota, Metazoa, Chordata, Mammalia, Rodentia, Muridae. The record is from RefSeq and is a predicted model, not a curated record. The transcript is spliced from 12 exons. Gene Ontology annotation, molecular function: GDP-fucose transmembrane transporter activity; antiporter activity. Gene Ontology annotation, cellular component: Golgi apparatus.